This is a messenger RNA of Colletotrichum chrysophilum, 456 nucleotides long. RefSeq lists its product as uncharacterized. NCBI's taxonomy places the organism in Eukaryota, Fungi, Ascomycota, Sordariomycetes, Glomerellales, Glomerellaceae. The transcript has a single exon. The record is from RefSeq and is a predicted model, not a curated record. Bases 1 to 456 code for a protein of 151 amino acids.
AUGCCGGUCCCGUACGAGAUAUCUGAAGCCAUCCGGCACAAGAAGGCACAGUACUGCCGGUUCGCCGACUCCAACCAAUGGCAUCUCUUCGACGGCAUCGCCCUCCCUGACGCGACCUUCAAGUUCUUCGACAAGGAGGGGGCGCUCGUGAAGCAGGGCGACACGGAGAUGACUUUCGACAACCUCGCCGCGUUCCAGGCGCACUUCAGCAAGACGAACGCGCACAUUGACGCGGUCCACAUGGUGAACGCCGGUGAGCUGGAUAUGGUCGCCGAGAACGAGGUCAAGGCCAUCUUCACGGUGGUCUACCAUGGAGGCGCGCUGGAUACGGAGGAUGGGCUGCACUCGACCGGAGCAGGGCAUUACCACGAGGUGUGGAAGAAGGUUGGGGAUGAUUGGUUUCUGAAGAGUUUGUGGAUGAAGAGGAUUUAUUGGAAGGUUCAGGUGAUUGCGUGA